Molecule: messenger RNA, 321 nt
Organism: Cyclocybe aegerita
Lineage: Eukaryota; Fungi; Basidiomycota; Agaricomycetes; Agaricales; Hemipholiotaceae
Source: the annotation of a GenBank genome assembly
AUGUCCAGCCUUGUCAUUCCUCUGGUCUCAACCACACUUCCGAUGUGCAAACCGGAUCUCAUGCCUUUCCACAUCGACUACGAUGGUCCAGCACCUGUCUCCGCGUUCAUGCGCAUCAGCCCGUUAAAGCAAGAAGAUUCACCAUCCAAGAUAGCUUCCCCGGCCGUAGAAGGCGAGGAAACUGCAGAAAACGCGUCCACGGAUGCGAUGAACGUCGAUUCUGCCCGGCGGUCGCCCCAGCCAAGCCAACCGCGACGACGCUCGCCAGGCACCGACGCCCGCCAUUACGUGGUCAAAGACAGAAUCGACCCUCAUGGUUGA